Molecule: messenger RNA, 984 nt
Organism: Penicillium macrosclerotiorum
Lineage: Eukaryota; Fungi; Ascomycota; Eurotiomycetes; Eurotiales; Aspergillaceae
Exons: 1
Coding region: 1-984 (327 amino acids)
Molecular function (GO): dioxygenase activity
Source: RefSeq, a predicted model, not a curated record
AUGGCUCAAACUCGAUACGUGGAACGUCCUAUUCCUCAAAUUUCUUUGGCCGACUUCGAGACUCGUAUCGAGGCAAUCACGGCAGAGUUGAUAGAUGCAGCCGAAAACGUUGGGUUUUUCACGAUUGUUGACCAUGGGAUCUCUAAAGAAGAUAUCGAAGCUAUGUUCAUGACAUCAAAAAGCUUCUUCGACCUGCCCGACAACAGCAAAGCGACAGUACCAUGGAAUGCUAAUAACGUUGGCUGGGAGAAAAACUCACAAAUUCGCCCGUCGACGGGAAAACCAGACAGCAAAGAGUCCUACCAGCUUCAAUUCGGUGACAAUAUGAAGGGGCUUUGGGUCACAGACAAUCGAUUGCCAGGGUUCCAAGCUAUUUCUCUGGACUUCAUGCACGGUGUGCAAAAAGUAUCUGAAGACUUGAUGAGAUGCUUCGCUCGGGGGUUAGGCUUUGCUGAAGAUUUCUUCAUCAAAUGUCACGAUGUUUCACGACCCGACUCCCAAACCACCAUGCGAUUACUUCAUUACUUCGCACUACCAGAGGAAGCCGAUGGCCAGGUGUAUCAUCGCGCAGGGGCACAUGCGGAUUGGGACUUUUUGACUCUACUUUUCCAGAAAGAAGGGCAAAGCGGGCUCGAGAUCUGCCCCGGUCGCGAAUCGGUCACUGAAUUUGGCAUUGGGGAUGAUUGGACCAAGCUGGAGGCAAAAACGGGAGAAAUUGUUUGCAACAUCGGAGACUUACUCAUGUCAUGGUCGGAUGAUCGGUUUAAGUCGACAUUUCACCGUGUCAAGGCGCCGUGUGAGUCAGGGGAUUAUUUUGGGGACCGGUAUAGCAUUGCAUAUUUCAACCAGCCCUGCAAGGAUGCAUUGAUCCAAGGACCACUGAAGAAGUAUCCAAUGGUGACCGGUGCCCAGUUUACCGAGAAUGCGAUGAAAAGGAAUUUUGCCGCAUUGCAGGAGAAGUUAAAGACGGUCGCGGCGGGAUAA